This is a messenger RNA of Helianthus annuus (common sunflower), 1308 nucleotides long. RefSeq lists its product as uncharacterized. The record is from RefSeq and is a predicted model, not a curated record. The coding region runs from base 1 to 1308 and encodes 435 amino acids. NCBI's taxonomy places the organism in Eukaryota, Viridiplantae, Streptophyta, Magnoliopsida, Asterales, Asteraceae. Gene Ontology annotation, molecular function: catalytic activity. The transcript has a single exon.
AUGAAUUUUUUGUCAGUUAAUUUAAGGGGGGUCAGGGACCAAAGGAAAAUAGACUGGAUUAGAGGAUUGAAAACAUCUCAUGGGGCUCAGUUCUUAGCAAUUCAGGAAACGAAAUUGGGGGGUAUGUCACAGUUUUUAGUUGGAAAAUUUUGGGGAAGGUCACGGUUUGAGUCGGCUUCGGUAGAUGUUGUUGGUAGGUCAGGAGGCCUGAUUAGUAUGUGGGAUCCUUAUGUAUUCGAAUGUACUGAGGUUAUAAAAGGGCAAAGGUUUGUUGUGGUACAAGGUAACUUGAAACACACGGGGGAAGUACUGAAUAUAGCAAAUAUUUAUGCGUACAACGAUCCGAUUGAAAGAAGAGCUUUAUGGGAAGAACUGGUUAUACUCAAGCAGUCACUACAGGGUAUGUGGGUGUUCGGUGGGGAUUUCAAUGAUGUCAGGGAACCUGGGGAACGGUUUAACUCAGAAUUUGUAGCGUUAAAUGCAGCCUUUUUUAAUUGGUUUAUUGAAACAGCAGACCUGAUGGAAUUUCAAAUGGGUGGACGUAAGUACACUUAUCAUUUGGAUAACGGGGUCCAUAAAAGUAAGCUAGACCGGUACUUGGUGUGUAGGGAUUUUUAUAAUAAAUGGUCGGGAGCUUCGGUUGUAACGUUGUCUAACAUGGUUUCGGAUCACUGUCCAAUCCUAAUGUCUGUUGUACCACAAGACUUUGGGCUGAUCCCAACUAGGAUUUUUAACUCCUGGUUAGUCAUGCCCGGUAUCAUGGAGUUCGUUAAACAGUCCCUGGAAAGUUUCUCGUUCCAUGGGGCGGCAGAUUUGGGCCUUGCGGUUAAGCUUAAAUGGAUUAAAUUCAAGUUAAAGGAAAGGGUUAAGAGUGUUAAGGCAGAAAAGGAGUUGGUAUACAAUGAAAAAAUGGCAAUGUUGGAAAAUUUGGAAUUACAAGCAGAGGAGCGGACCCUUUCGUCAAGUGAGUUGGAGAAUAGGGCCGAGUGUAAAAAGUUUAUUAUGGAGAUGGAUCGGGUGAAAGUGAUGGAUAUGAAGCAAAGGUCCAGAGUAAAGUGGGCCGUAGAUGGAGAUGAGAACACGGCUUUCUUUCAUAAUAUUCUAAACGCGAAUCAAAGCUCCAGUCGAAUUAAUGGGCUCAUGACUAACGGGAUAUGGGUGACCGAUCCGCCGUUGAUCAAGGAUUCUAUAUAUUCAUUUUUUGCACAAAAAUUCCUAGAGCCGGCUUCGACUAGGCCAGGGCUGAAGUGCCCGUUCCUAAAACAGAUUUCAGCUGCGGAUGGGGAGAUGUUGGCAGCCCCGUUCUGA